This is a messenger RNA of Anisakis simplex (herring worm), 1089 nucleotides long. Lineage: Eukaryota; Metazoa; Nematoda; Chromadorea; Rhabditida; Anisakidae. The record is from the annotation of a GenBank genome assembly.
AUGAAUUGGAUCACGAAAAUAUUGAAACGUGACGAGCAAGCAGCAGAAAAUGAACAAGCACAACAGCCCGUGCAGGUGCCCCAGGUGCCGGGCGCAGCACCCGGAACACAACCCGCCUAUACGGGUGAACAAAUGAAGAAAGCUCUGGCCGCUUACAAAGAACGCAAAAAGGCUCGUCAAAAAGCACGAGAAGAAGAGGCCAGAUAUGUGGAAUUUCGAAAAGCCGAAAUCCUGGCCAAGUUUCAUCCAACCGUUGGAACGCUGCGUACUGCGGAUGAGUUAACAAGUUUAAAUUUUGGCUUAAGCUUUUACAAGAAGAAUUUCAGAGUGGUGUUUCCGAAACGACGACGUGGAUCGAUGGGGUUCGGUGAACGAAAAGCGCAUUAUUUGUCCAUAAGACCUAAGCCGAUCUAUGCAACCUGAGCGCCACCAGUAGCACUUGCGGCCGCUGUGGAUAUGACCGAUCAUUCGGCUUUACCAGAAAGCACUAGUACGACAACGGGACAACGAGACACGACCGAUUCGAAAGGCACAGACGAAAGCACUGCUUCUGAAGACAAAUCAUUCGUAUCGCAGGCAUCGUCGUCUAAAAGUCCAAAAGCAAGUGAGUGGCAAAAGGAGAAAAGCACUGCUGUCGUCACGGGAAAAGCAAAAGAUAAAAGUGAUAAAAAGCAAUUGUCUGGAUAUGGCAAGAACGCCGCUAAUCCACUUAUCAAUGGAUUACCGUUUUGGGUGCUCUUACCACCGCCUGAUGACGAUGAUAUGACCGAUGACGAUUUACCGGUGGAUAUGGAUAUUUUGGAACAAGUCUGUACAGGCAAGAAAGUGCUCGACCCAAGACCAUUCAAUAAAACUGUCUUCGAUCCGUUCGGACCUGUGUCCAAGAUGAAAGCUGAUGAUGUGUUGUUCGAUCGUGAAACAAUAGUAUUUUCGAACACUGUCGAAUCCGUGAUUCGAUUACAACCCGAAGGUGACGAUCCACCGAAAGCGCGUACACCGCAACCAAGCAAGAUUAAAUGGGCCAAAACUAUCAGUGUCACUUCAUUCAACGUCAAAGAUCGACGACCCAAAGAGGUAGGUGAUGAUUGA